Messenger RNA from Daldinia loculata, 2143 nucleotides. RefSeq lists its product as uncharacterized. Gene Ontology annotation, cellular component: cytoplasm. The transcript has 4 exons. Gene Ontology annotation, biological process: ubiquitin-dependent protein catabolic process. The coding region runs from base 271 to 1782 and encodes 503 amino acids. Gene Ontology annotation, molecular function: ubiquitin protein ligase activity. NCBI's taxonomy places the organism in Eukaryota, Fungi, Ascomycota, Sordariomycetes, Xylariales, Hypoxylaceae. The record is from RefSeq and is a predicted model, not a curated record.
AUAUUCCUUGGGUCCCCUUAUUAUCUCAUUUUCUUUUCCCCAAUUUCCAACCCCCAAACUUGCCAAGAACAUCUUUUUCAUCGUCUCCUGCCCUACCGUACCUACACAAUUAUCUACUAUCUACCUUCUAUCAUCCCUCCCUCGUCAUUCGCGUUCCUAUUCCUAUUCCUGUUCCUGUUCCUCAGAACUUAUCCCUUCCGUUUCGUUGUUUCGUUAUCAAUCGUAAUGUCUCAACCAUCCCUCAAAAUAGUAUAAUGAUUAUAUAAGAGCAUGUCACUCCAAACCGUCCGGAAUGUCGUACUGUUAUUCAGCAAUCCUAGUUGGACGGGUGGUCACUCGGUUCCCAGCACUAUCCUCAGAAAUAUUACCGCAUUAUCAAGCCAUAUAGCCUAUUCCGAGGAUCUACUUCAGAACAUCACGACCCUCUCCACUACUUCAGUUUCAACGCCAAAUGGGGUCAUCCAAGGUCUCCUGUAUGUGCCAGACCUCGGCGACGAUGACCCGUGUCAGGAAGAGGCGGCAAAAUAUAUUCCAUCAAAUGUCACACGACAAGUGAAUUUGCCACCUACGAAUUACAACCUUAUUGCUCUAGCGCCGUGGAUUAACGUCGACUGUACCCAGUCAUUUCUUGCCUCGGCUAGGUUGGACCCCAUCCGAGGGAUGCUUGUUUAUCGUCCAGAUAACGAUACCAGUCAACCACCAGAUAUCGACGACGAUGCUUGGGACCUAGGAGAUGGAGGGAUGUGGAAGACGCAGAAUCGGUACCCCGUCUAUGCGAUCCCCGGUGCUUCCGGACACGAGAUGAUGAGACAGCUGAGUCUUUAUUCUGGUGAUUUAUCUCAAGUCCCAUUCAGCAAUCAGAUCAUUUCUACGUAUUCUCCAAAUCCAGCAGAUUACGUACGGGUAUGGACGGAAUUAACCGUAAUUACCGUAUCGACGACGCUCCCGCUCUGGGCAUUUAUUCUGAUUAUUAUUGGUGUAAUUAUUGCCAUCAUAGGCAGUACGUCGUUGCUCAUGCAUUUUGUUCAGAGUCGCCGUCGUGCUGCUUUACGACGCCGCGUGAUGCGGGGUGAAGUGAAUCUGGAGGCUCUAGGUAUCAAAAGGCUGAUGGUGCCGAUGCAUCAUAUCCUAACUUUCCCUCUAUUUACCUAUAAUUACGAUCCGCCAUUGCCAUCAUCGCCUACGUCAGUCAAAUCCCCACAGAAGAUAGGGCGGAGGUCAUCAGAAGGUAGUCGAAUACCUGCUAGCGUAAGGAUUGAGAAGAGCGAUUCGGCCAUCGACUAUCAACCUACGUGUCUCAUCUGCUUAGAAGAUUUCGAGUCUAAGAAAACGAUCAUUCGUGAACUACCUUGCGGCCACAUCUACCACCCCGAAUGCAUUGACGAAUUCUUGGGCCAAGUUAGCUCAUUAUGUCCUUCCUGCAAAGCGUCAAUGCUGCCUCGCGGUUACUGUCCAAAGAUAACCAAUUCGAUGGUACGUAGGGAGUUUGGCACUCGGAAGCUAAGGUCUAGUGGCGCGGUGAUCACCGUGGACGUCGAAAGAGGUCGUCAGAGGCUAUCCUCGUGGAGUAGCUCUGUGAAGAAGCAUAUAUGCAAGAUCUCAUCUCCGCAGCCGGAAGAAGCUAUCGACUUACAAGAGCAACCAAGGGAUGAUAGACCAAGCACAGUCGGAACGACACGAGAUCGUAUGCAGGACCUUGUAGUACCCGUUGACGAAACGAACAGCGACGACGGGCGGCCUCAAUGCAAGUCGCGUCGCCAUACUAGUGGGUCUAGAAGCUAACAUAUCAAUAGGGAAACGCACAGCUCUCAAAGUCUUCCCGGGGUUUAGGUGAAGGUUUAGGUAUUGGUCAGAUUUACACAUUAAAAGAUAUUGGCAUCAUAUAGCAUAAUUUGGCGUUAUGUUGAAAGGAAAUGCAUUAUUUGGGCUAUUGCAAAGCCUACCGGGGGCGUUUAUGGGGAAUACUGGCUAUAAUUGCCUCUUGGGCAUAUGCGGACAUUAGGAUCUUUGGUGUAUGGUAUGGGAAUUGCAUAUGAAGACUGCUUGGAUAUACCCCAAGGUUCGGGCGCGAUUCUAAAAUCCGAAGAAUACAAAGAAACUACUAUUGGCUAUACUAUUGGCUACAUACCUCUAUUAUCUAUGG